This is a messenger RNA of Orbicella faveolata, 2617 nucleotides long. Its product is annotated as poly(A) polymerase beta-like. Lineage: Eukaryota; Metazoa; Cnidaria; Anthozoa; Scleractinia; Merulinidae. Gene Ontology annotation, biological process: RNA 3'-end processing. Gene Ontology annotation, molecular function: RNA binding; poly(A) RNA polymerase activity. Gene Ontology annotation, cellular component: nucleus. The record is from RefSeq and is a predicted model, not a curated record.
GCGCAUGCGUUGUUGCAUUGGCCGUCGGCGCCAUCUUGGAAUUUGCACCACGUUUUUAUCAAAAUCGCCGAUCUUUAUAUAUUUUGUACCAAAGCCCGUUCGUAUAGUGUUGGGGAUACUUUUUGUGCACACAGAAUGCUUCUUCAAUGAAUCUUUUGGUUUUUUUGUACCUUUAAAAUGUCCAGUGCUGCCGGGACCUCUGGUGGACAGACACAGAAAUGCUACGGGAUCACAUCGCCGAUAUCUUUGGCAGGUCCCAAGCCCGGGGACAUAGCAUCAACAAAAGCUCUUGAAGAGUCUCUCAAACCUUAUGGAGUAUUUGAAACAGAAGAAGAGCUUCAGCACAGGAUGGUUGUCCUUGCAAAGCUUAAUACCUUGGUCAAACAGUGGAUCAUUGAUACCAGUUUAUCAAAGAACAUGCCAGAAUCUGUGGCCAACUCAGUAGGAGGAAAGAUCUUUACUUUUGGUUCAUACAGGCUGGGUGUGCAUACUAAAGGUGCUGAUAUUGAUACGCUUCUUGUUGCUCCUCGACAUAUUGACCGUUCUGACUUCUUUGGAACAUUCUAUGAGAUCCUCAAGAACAAUGAAGAUGUGAGAGAUUUGCAUGCAGUUGAAAAUGCAUUUGUUCCUGUCAUCAAGUUGGUAUUCUGCAAGAUAGAGAUGGAUUUGCUGUUUGCACGACUAGCUCUGCCUGAAGUGCCAGAUGACUUGAGUCUUUUAGAUGAGAGUUUACUUAAAAACUUGGAUCCAAAGUGUGUUAGAAGUUUGAAUGGUUGCCGUGUUACAGAUGAAAUUCUCCACUUGGUUCCCAACAUAGAAAACUUCCGUCUUACAUUAAGAGCAGUCAAACUGUGGGCAAAAAAUCGUGGGAUCUACUCCAAUGUGUUAGGUUUCCUCGGUGGUGUGUCAUGGGCUAUGUUAGUAGCUCGUACAUGUCAGUUGUAUCCAAAUGCAGUGGCAGCUACACUACUACAAAAGUUCUUCCUUGUAUUUUCAAAAUGGGAAUGGCCAAACCCAGUGUUGCUGAAAAACAUCACUCCACCAAGUGACAACAAAGUGGAAUUAAAUUUUCCAGUGUGGGAUCCAAGGACAAAUCCAAAAGACCGAUAUCACUUGAUGCCUAUUAUCACACCGGCUUAUCCACAGCAGAAUUCUACUUUCAAUGUCUCCAUGUCAACGAGAACCAUCAUGAAUGAAGAAUUUGAUAAUGGUCUAAGAAUUACAAGUGAUGUUUUGAUUGGAAAGUCAACAUGGGAUGCACUGUUUCAACCACCCAACUUCUUUAGCAAAUACAAACAUUACAUCGUGUUAAGUGCCAUAUCAAACUCUGCAGAGGAACACUUAGAGUGGAUUGGUUUAGUAGAGUCAAAGAUCAGAAUACUUAUAUCAAACCUGGAAAGUGCUCAGUAUGUCUUGCUAGCUCACGUCAAACCAAAAUCCUACGGAGCCUUAGAACCAGACAAGGAACCACCUACAACCCGAUGGUUUAUUGGGCUGCAAUUUGAGAAAAAAGAACAUGUCAACAUUGAUUUGACCGGAGCAAUUCAGAUGUUUACAAAUACUGUCUAUUCACAGGCUGCAGUAGCCAAAAUAUUUAAGGAGGGCAUGAGAAUAGAAGCAAAGCACGUUAAAAAAAAGCAGCUCAGUGAAUAUCUGCCACCAAGUGUUCUUAAACAGAAGAAAAAGAGCUCCAUAGUACCGCCUGCACCAGCUGCCGUUGCUAAGCCGAAUAAAGCAGACAUGUCUCUGGACUCAUCGUUGAAUGCCAGCGAUUUGAGCUUGGAGAUAACUUCAGAGCCCAGUAAUGAGAGUGCAGAUUGGAUGGGAAGUAGUGUCGAGAACAGCGAAGAAAUACCUGGUAUUGGUAGUUCAAGUGACAAGAAGGCCAGUGCAGACACAUCAGCUGUGACGUCAGCUGUUUCAACGGUUGGAGAAGUGACGUCAUCAGAUACAACUGCAAUACCGAGCCAACCGUCAGCGGUUUCGCAAGAUAAGCCGGCCGGUUUGAAGCGAGCUGGUUCCCCUUCAGAAGUUGAAAACCCUAGUAAAAAACCUCGAAUGGACAGUGCGUCGAGUUCGGUAUAUUCGUUCAACGGUGAUGGCGGAAAGAAACGGCCAAUUGCUGACUGCGAAGAAAGUCCAAACAAAAAGGUGAAGAUAGAAGAUGACAACAAGACUGGCGAUUCUUCCACCGUGGGAGAAAAAAGUAUGGUCGAUGGAGAAAAUCCUCGCCAGACUGAGGCUAGCAGGCCAGUGAUAGUUGAUGGUGACACAAAGGGUUUUUCAUCGAAUGAAAACUGUGCAAAGACAGGGGGAGAGAAAAUGGAAAAUUUGACUGAUACCAAAAAGCCUGACGAAUCCAAUGAAGACGUGUCAGCCGCCGUCAAACGCUCGAUAUCUCCGACGAACGAAGAAAAAAUGGCAAAGGAUAAAAGGAAACAAGACCCACUCAAUGCUACGAGCGUGGUAAGUCACGUCUGUUCGUUUUCCUUUAAAUAAAAAGAUCAAAACUUGACUUUGAGGCUCGGGGAAAGUAAUAAACAGUCGGUAGAACGCCACCUCACCUCAAUCACCAUUAGACUACCUUCAUCUCAACCUGGUACUUCUUUUCAAAGGG